Molecule: messenger RNA, 1191 nt
Organism: Jaculus jaculus (lesser Egyptian jerboa)
Lineage: Eukaryota; Metazoa; Chordata; Mammalia; Rodentia; Dipodidae
Gene: Bmp15
Product: bone morphogenetic protein 15
Molecular function (GO): growth factor activity
Source: RefSeq, a predicted model, not a curated record
AUGGCCCUUCUCAUAAUGCUUAAAAUUUUUCUCUGUGAACUGAUAUUUGUUAGGGAACACAAGGUACAAAUGACAAAAGCAGGGUGGCCCUCCAUUGACCCUACUGAUGACCCUACCUUACACCUUAUUCAAGGAACAGCUAGAAAAGCCAAUGGCAAGGACAUGAAGUCACGAUAGCAAGGAUGUCCCUUGCUUUACAAGCUGAAAUUAGAAAAAAUUCUGGGGAUUGGAGUUCAAGAACUCUUCUUGAACCCUAAAACCUCAUUACAAGCUGACCUGCAUGGGCAAACCAGGGAGAACCUCACGAAAGGAGAUACCAAUGUAAAGCUAGCAAAGACCCUGCACAAUACAGUAAGAUUUCUGAGAGGUCCCUGGCACAUACAGACCCUGGACAAACCAGGUGCCAUAUCAACUAGCCAAAGCCACUUGGUUUACUGUCAUCACCUUCACUUAGAUCACUGCUAUCUCUCCUGUUAUGUGGAUAUCUGGAUCUCCAAAUGCCCAACUAACUACUUUCCUUCUUCAGAAACAGGUUCCUCAAAGCCUUCACAGUUGGCUAAAGCCUUCUCUUAUAUUUAAAGUCUGGACUGUAUUCAGCAAAGACUCUGCAAUCGCAAGAAAGGCAGAGUCCUAUGCCUCUGUUUCAUAUGUGUACAGUAGAAAGGUAAUAAGAUUAUUGAGCUCCAGUGGCAUGGCAUUUCAUCCUUGGACAUUGCCAUUCCUUUGAUACUCUAUUUCAAUGGCAUUCACAAGAGUUUUCAGAAGGCUAAACUUCCAAAAGGACAGGAGUUAAUGAAAAGGGAAUUUUCUCUUCCCUUGUGGAAUGCCCAGCAUGCAUGCAGCAUUGCACCUCAGUUCCUGUGUCCUUCCCAAGAACAUGAUGGAUUUGUAAAUAACAAGUAUUCCCUCCACCCUUAAAAAGUCAGCUUCCACUGGCUGGAAUGGGAUCACUGGAUCAGUGCUCCUCAUCUCUACACCCCAAAUUAAUGUAAAUGAAUGUGUACUCAGGUGUUACCCUAUGGCCUCAAUUUCCCCAACCACGCUGUCAUCUAGAGCCUUGUCAAUGAGUUGGUAAAUCACAGUCCACCUCCAUGCUCCUGGGUCCCUUAUAAAUUUCUCCCUAUGUGCAUCCUACUAAUUGAGUACAAGAAGUAUGAGAGUAUGAUUGCACAGUCUUAUACAUUAAGGUAA